Fusarium sp. VM40 is the source of this 3183-nucleotide messenger RNA. The record is from the annotation of a GenBank genome assembly. Lineage: Eukaryota; Fungi; Ascomycota; Sordariomycetes; Hypocreales; Nectriaceae.
AUGGAAGCCGCGGGUCUUGCUAUUGGGGCCGUGGCCCUCAUUGGCCUUUUCAAGGACUGUGUUGAUCUCUUCUCCAUGAUCACCGCCGCACGACGUCUAGGCCAGGAUGCUGCAAUCUUGGAAACCAAGCUGGACGUGGAGAGAAUGCUGCUCCUUCGGUGGUCCGACCGCGUUGGUUUACUUCAGUUCUUCAGCUGUGAUCAAUCCUCAAACGAGUCGCUCAAUCCCUCCAGCAUACCGCUGCAAGACCCGGAAACUCGUAAGAUAGUUCUGCGGGUUCUGACAUGUAUCAAGAGUCUUCUCAGUGAAGGCGAGGCUUUACAACAAUCGUACGGGCUCCAGCAAUUUGAUGUAUCAGAGUCCCUGGACCCUAAUACCUCAGCUGUCAACAGCUCUCAAGGAGCAAGUGCCUCUCGACUUAAGCGGUUCCUUCAUGAUUUCCAUCGGCUCAAAAUCGACACGCAGAACAGAAAGGGCGCACCACGCUCAUCUAAAAUUACCGAUACUACAAACAAGGUCCGAUGGGUCAUCGUUCAUAAAGACAAAUUCAACGCUCUUAUCGCAAAUCUUUCCUAUUUCAACAGUUCGUUGAUGGAACUAGCCCCGACUGUCUCCCCUUCCACUCUAUCAUCAAUCCAAGAAGACUUGAGUCAUGUACGCAGCAUUGCAGAGCUGGAUAUCAUCAUCCAAGCAUCCGCGGAUUCACGACCAGCCAUCAAAUCCGCCGCAGUUGCAGUCAAGAAAGUGAUACUGCAUCCUCAGAUACUUCAGCGCUUGUGGUUCCGUCACCAUGAAGACAGGCGUUUCAACGUCAAGGAAGCUCACUAUAAGACGUUGAGAUGGGCACUUGACCCACCCAAUGGCUACACGGAAUGGGAUGAUCUUGGCAAUUGGCUAAAAGAUGCCCGUAGCAUAUACUGGAUAUCUGGUAAAGCAGGGAGUGGGAAGUCUACGCUAAUGAAGUAUCUGUUAUCUCAGAGCCGUAUGCUCGAGCUCCUCACUAAAUGGGCAUGCGGCUCCUCUAUUGUCUUAGCCAGCUUCUUUUUCUACGCCCUGGGUAGGCCGGAACAGAAGUCGCAGUCUGGACUCUUGAGAAGCCUGCUCUACCAGCUCUUAAAAGAGGACCCUGACAGCAUCGAGAUCACUCUUCCCAACAUGUGGCAAGAGGCUUGUACGAAUACCGAUAGAGAUCCUUUGAAACUCUCGGUUCCCUCCAUCGCCGAAAUGGCAACUGCCCUGUCUCAUUACUGUGCAUCAUGCAAUGCCAGUAAGAAGUUUUUCUUCAUGAUGGAUGGAGCUGAUGAGUAUGAAGGAGGGGAUCUGGACGCCAUCAAAUUCAUUACAGAUCUUGGAGCAUUUCCUAAUGUCAAGAUCCUAGUUUCAAGCAGACCUCACCCUGCAUAUGUGGCCGCUUUCGAGCACACGGCAAGGCUCAACCUGCCGGAUCUGACAAGAAGCGACAUAGCUUCAUAUAUCAGCGAAAGCAUCGCUACCCAUCCGUAUCUCAUCACACUUUCAGAAAUACAACCCAAUGUGGUGGAAGAGCUGAUUGAAGAACUUGUUAGCAAAGCUUCUGGGGUCUUUCUGUGGGUCGUGUUAGCCUGCAGGUCUGUCGUUGAAGGUUGCAACGACUACUGUUCUUUCUCGGACCUGCAAACCCGUAUUGAUGAGCUUCCCAGAGAGGUCGAGGAUCUCUUGCAACACAUGCUCAACAAGGUCAGGCCAGCGUGGCGGACAGAAGCGAUCAAGCUUUUGAAUAUUGUCUACACAAACAAAUGCAACAACGAUUUCGAAUCUAUCCCAACCAUAGGAUUGCAUUUUGCUUAUGAGCAAGGGCUCCAAGUCACUGAAGAGUCGGUAAGAGAAAGACUGGACAAGAUUCCUAGUCAGCAAAUAACUGCGAGAUGUCAGAUUAUGGAAGGUCUCCUGAGAAGUCGAUGCUGUGGGCUUCUUGAAGUCCAACGUGCAGAAGCAAGUUUCAGUAGCCUCAACUUCUGCGUUUGCAAUCCCGAGGUUUUCCAACCUCAUGAUAGCCUUCGAGAUUCUGAGGUUGUUUUUAUGCACCGAACAGUUUACGAACUUCUAACGCAGCCUAGAGCAUGGCAAGAAGACUACGUCGUUUUUCAGAACAUCACAUUGAAUAGUCAUGCUAUCUUAUCAACGAUGUGGUGUCAACUCGUCCCCAUGGCAUACGUUCAACACUCGGCUAUAAACAGCGCUCUGGGUCAUAUAUACCAUGGCUACAAUAGCGGGUUAUCGCCUGAAACUACCCUUCGCUGCCUUUCCAGGUUCCAGGUCCUCUUUGGAAACGAUGAAUUGGACGCUGUGUGGAUCACAGCAAACCAAUAUUUACUGCACAAUCCCGGGUGUCCAAGAUGCUGGGGUGACUUGCCAAUAGCACUUGCUCUUGCCGUUGAGAUGGGGUUUACUGGUGUUGUCGAGUUUGUUAUUGAGAAUGCAUCCUCGAUUGGCAGGUCUUUACUUCAGGCAGCCAACAAUAUGCCUCUUUGUGAUUGUGGAAAGCAUAUUUCUCGGCCUACCUUCAAACCCUUGCCUAGAUUCAAGUAUUACUCCCUUUGCCGAGUUGCCCUGCAAACCAGAUACCCCCUAAUUUACCAUGCCGUUUGUAGGCCAAUGUUGCGAGACCUAUACAACAACUGCUUAACUCCGCCAGAUUACCAAAGUACUUCUCCAAAUCUAGGCAUGGUUCGAUAUAUUUUGCAGCUGGGUGGAAGCCCAAAUGAACAUCUGCAAGGUCUCGAGCAAGCGAAUUCCGAAGAAGCUACGGUCUGGACUAAGUGGAUCGAAGGAGAUCCAGAGAUUCUGAGCAAGUUACAUGGGUCGAUGACACUACACACAAUGGAAACCACGAAACUUCUAUUGGACUCUGACGCAGAGACUCAAGCUACUAAUUCAGAUACUCUCCACAUGUUAUUGGAUAAGGUUGAUGGACUUCGUCAAUGGACGAUAUACCCAGGUCCCGCAGAUCAAGAGGGUUGGGCGAAGAUAGAGAACACCAUCAAAGGUCGGCUGGAACAAGCUACCAACUGUUGCAAGAACUCCCAUCAGGGAAGAUUCAAAGAGCCAGGCCUGAGAGAAGGACCUGGCUUAAAGUCUGGGAAGCGAGCAGUUACGAACGUGCUCACACGGUCUAGCAAAAGGCGCAGAGCGGUUAAUGACUGA